Molecule: messenger RNA, 1950 nt
Organism: Linum trigynum
Lineage: Eukaryota; Viridiplantae; Streptophyta; Magnoliopsida; Malpighiales; Linaceae
Source: the annotation of a GenBank genome assembly
AUGUUAUGCUCCUCCUCCUCCCUAGCUCUUCUCCUCCCGCCGGCCUCUUCGCCCUCGCUGCUCUCCUUCCGCCGUCUCUCUCGUCUCCGCUCUUCCCCUCUCAGCGCCGCCGGCCUGUCGAGAGUGACUUCAAGGACGCUUGCAUUUUCUGCUAGGACGGAAUCGAUUUCCACCAUGGCCAAUGAUGAGGAGAAUGUUGGUAAUGUGAAGAAACUGUUAGCGAGAGUGUUUGAAUUGUCGCUUCAAGCGACGGUCCCUGACGAGACCGAUGUGGAACCCAUAGUUACUGCAAGCACGGUGGGCAGAUUUGGAGACUACCAGUGUAAUAAUGCAAUGGGACUUUUCUCUAAACUUAAAGGAAAAGGAGGUGGUCAGUUUAGGGGACCCCCGGCAGUUGGACAGGCUAUCAUGAAAAAUCUCCCUCAGACAGAGAUGAUAGAAUCAUGCUCCGUAGCUGGGCCUGGAUUUGUGAAUGUUGUGUUAUCAAAUAAGUGGAUGGCUAAGAGCAUCCUAAAAAUGCUCCUCGACGGGAUUGAUACUUGGGCACCUAAGUUAUCAAUUAAGAGGGCAGUGGUUGACUUUUCAUCGCCAAAUAUUGCCAAAGAAAUGCAUGUCGGUCACUUGCGAUCUACAAUUAUUGGAGACACAAUUGCCCGCAUGCUUGAGUUCUCACACGUUGAUGUUCUUAGGCGAAACCAUGUUGGUGACUGGGGAACCCAGUUUGGCAUGUUGAUAGAACACCUCUUCGAGAAGUUUCCUAACAUUGAGGCAGUUAAUGAAACAGCAAUUGGAGACCUACAGGCAUUCUAUAAGGCAUCAAAACAGAGGUUUGAUGAUGAUUCUGAAUUUAAAGAGCGGGCACAGAAAGCAGUUGUUCGCCUCCAGGGUGGUGAAAAGAGGUACAGAGAUGCUUGGGCUCAGAUCUGUGCAAUCAGUAGGAGGGAGUUCGACAGUGUCUACAAAAGACUCAAAGUUGAGCUAGAGGAAAAGGGUGAAAGCUUCUACAAUCCCUUCAUACCUUCAGUUAUAGAGGGUCUGACCAAUCAAGGGUUGGUUGAAGAAAGUGAGGGUGCCCGUGUAAUUUUUCUCGAAGGAUUCAAUAUUCCUCUUAUUGUUGUUAAGAGCGAUGGUGGUUACAACUAUGCUUCAACCGAUCUGACUGCACUUUGGUAUCGCCUUAAUGAAGAGAAAGCUGAAUGGAUUAUCUACGUUACUGAUGUGGGUCAGCAGCAGCACUUUGAGAUGGUAUUCAAGGCUGCUAAAAUUGCGGGUUGGCUCCCUACUGAGGCAAAUAAGUUUCCUAGAACUAGUCAUGUUGGUUUUGGGCUUGUUCUUGGAGAAGAUGGCAAACGAUUCAGAACUCGAUCUACAGAAGUGGUUCGGUUAGUUGAUUUGCUGGAUGAAGCCAAGAGUCGAAGUAAAGCAGUGCUUGAAGAGCGUGAAAAAGAUAAAGAUUGGACAGAGGAGGAGAUUGACCAAACUGCUGAAGCAGUUGGUUAUGGCGCUGUGAAGUAUGCGGACUUGAAGAACAAUCGGUUGACUAAUUAUACUUUCAAUUUCGACCAAAUGCUUAGUGAUAAGGGAAACACGGCUGUUUAUUUGCUCUAUGCACAUGCUAGGAUCUGUUCCAUCAUCAGAAAGUCCGGCAAAGAUGUUGAGGAGUUGAAGCAAACUGGAGUUUUGUCGUUGGAGCAUCAGGAUGAGCGUGUUCUGGGGCUUCAUCUACUUCGAUUUUCUGAGAUUGUGGAAGAGGCAUGUACCAACCUACUGCCGAACAUCCUUUGUGAAUACCUCUACAACUUGUCUGAAAACUUCAGCAAAUUCUACUCCAACUGUCAGGUGAUUGGGUCGGCGGAGGAAACAAGCAGGUUGUUGCUGUGUGAAGCAACAGCAAUGGUGAUGAGGAAAUGCUUCUUCCUUCUAGGAAUUACUCCUGUCUACAAGAUAUAA